This is a messenger RNA of Oncorhynchus gorbuscha (pink salmon), 2050 nucleotides long. It is a transcript of the gene aurka, whose product is annotated as aurora kinase A. The transcript is spliced from 9 exons. NCBI's taxonomy places the organism in Eukaryota, Metazoa, Chordata, Actinopteri, Salmoniformes, Salmonidae. The record is from RefSeq and is a predicted model, not a curated record. Gene Ontology annotation, cellular component: spindle midzone; spindle pole centrosome; spindle microtubule. Gene Ontology annotation, molecular function: protein kinase activity; ATP binding. Bases 319 to 1680 code for a protein of 453 amino acids. Gene Ontology annotation, biological process: protein phosphorylation; regulation of cytokinesis; mitotic spindle organization.
GAUUGACUAGAGUACAAUGUGCAUUUUUUUUUUUUGGUUAAAACGGUAGUUAUCCAGAUGAAUUAUUACUAUAGCUAAUAAACUCGUGGUCUGAUAGCAAAUAUCGAAAUACUAUACGAGGUUUCUUUCGCUUGGCGUCGAAAUAUCUGGUUUGGCUGACUUGCUAGUUAACGGUAACGAGUUGGCUAACCGGUGCAUCAGUGUGCAGACCUGAGUCGGUUUGCUAGAUUGGGGUUUGGUGUCCAAUAUUCGUCAAUACACGACGUGAGAGAAGUCACUGCUGGUUUUUUUUUAACCGUCGUAGUUAAGAUUUCGAAUAUGGAUGCCGCUAGACUCAAGAUGGCAAAGGACUCGAAGCUUCAGAGGCCUGUGUCUGAACACAAGCUUACCAGUGAUGGGCCGAAGCGUGUUCCCGUGUCCCAGUCGUCCAGUGGUCACAAACCUGUGGCCUACGCCACACCAGCCCAGCGCGUUCUAGGGCCGUCAAAUGGGCCGCAGCGUAUCCAGCGAUCCAUGACCCAGAAGCCGGAGACCACAGUCCCACACACCAAGACCACGCAACCGCAAGCUGGUUAUCAGAAUGUGAAUCCUGUUCAACCCCAGCCUAAACCGCAGUCUCAAAUACAGAGCCUCAAAUCUGUUAAAGGGCAACCUCAAACCCAGACCCCCAAACCUGUCCAGACCCCCAGCCAGCCAAAGGUUCAGACCCUAACCCAGAGCCAGCCAAAGAACCACGCCAACGCUUCGACUCCAAGUUCUGAGCCAGCCAGAGCCACUGAACAUUCCAAGCAGGAGAAGUCGCAAAAUAAACCUACCAAGAGUGAAUCCUCGACUGCUUCUUCAAAGAAGCGCUGGGCCCUGGAGAACUUUGACAUUGGUCGUCCCUUAGGGAAGGGUAAGUUUGGCAACGUGUACCUGGCCAGGGAGCGCCAGACCAUGUUCAUCCUGGCCCUCAAGGUGCUCUUCAAGAAGCAGCUGGAGAAGGCCGGGGUGGAGCACCAGCUACGGCGGGAAGUGGAAAUCCAGUCACACCUCAGGCACCCCAAUAUCCUGCGGCUUUAUGGUUACUUCCACGACACGGCUCGUGUUUACCUCAUCCUGGAGUUUGCUCCUAAAGGGGAACUGUACAGUGAGCUGCAAAGAUGUGGAAGCUUUGAUGAACAAAGGAGUGCCACGUACAUCAUGGAGCUGGCGGAUGCACUGAACUACUGCCACUCUAAGAAAGUCAUCCACCGGGACAUCAAGCCUGAGAACCUGCUGCUGGGGGCCAACGGGGAGCUGAAGAUAGCAGACUUUGGCUGGUCGGUGCAUACACCCUCCUCAAGGAGGUCAACUUUGUGUGGAACUCUGGACUACCUGCCUCCAGAGAUGAUUGAGGGCAGAACCCAUGACGAGAAGGUGGAUCUGUGGAGCCUGGGGGUGCUCUGCUAUGAGUUCCUUGUGGGUCGCCCUCCAUUUGAGACGAAGAACAACGAGGACACCUAUCGCAAGAUCUCACGGGUGGAGUUCACUUAUCCAGUCCAUGUUAGUGCCGGCAGCAGAGACCUAAUAGACAAACUGCUGAAGCACAACCCCCUCCACAGGCUCCCUAUCCAGGGUGUUUUGGCCCAUCCCUGGGUGGUGGAGAAAUCUACCAAGACGCCCACCGCCAUGUCUCACAGCCCAGAGCAAAACAAAUGAGGACCGUUGCAUGGUGUUUUCAUGAAUCCUGGUUGGCUGUUUCCCAGCACCUACACAGUACUGUGGCCACGGUCGUGUUCAUUCAGGUCACAUAACAAAAGUCAUCGUUAUUGGACUGCUUUCAGUGGUUAUUUAGUUUGCUGUCUAAUGAACACGCCGUUUGCUUAAUGCCUUGACUAUACUGCUCACUGCUAUGGAUAACUUGGCUUUCUGCUCUGACUGUGUCGUCGUCUGGCAUCUUGAUGCCCUUCUGUAACUUCUGCCUCUUCUAUGGCAUUUUAUAUUUGUAAAUAUUUUACUGUUUUGUUAGUAAAAUUAUGAGAAUAUUAUGGAAUUCACUGUCAUUACUUGAAUAAAUAUUUUGGCUUGA